Messenger RNA from Strongyloides ratti, 1827 nucleotides. Its product is annotated as Cell division cycle protein 23 homolog. NCBI's taxonomy places the organism in Eukaryota, Metazoa, Nematoda, Chromadorea, Rhabditida, Strongyloididae. Gene Ontology annotation, cellular component: anaphase-promoting complex. Bases 1 to 1827 code for a protein of 608 amino acids. Gene Ontology annotation, molecular function: protein binding. The record is from RefSeq and is a predicted model, not a curated record. Gene Ontology annotation, biological process: cell division. The transcript has 2 exons.
AUGAACAAUCCGAGUAAAAUUCAUACAUCACUCCUUACUUUGGAUACUCCAUACAUUGGAGAAAAAAUUUUUAAUGAUUUAAAAUAUUUAAAUGAAAUUUUUACUGAACGUGCUAUGAUUCCUGAUUUAAAAUGGCUUUCCGAACUUCAUUGCAAUCUUCCAGAAGAAUGGUCAGAUGAUUUAUAUGUUGGAGCUCAUUAUCAACCAGCUCAUGUUUUUACAGAUGCUUAUAAACAAGCAAAAGUGAAUUUUUCAUGUGUUCUCAUUUAUUCUCAAGAAUAUUACAGAGCUGCUCAAGUUUUAACGCCUUAUCUUUCAACUAAAAAUCCUAUAGUUCUUUUUUUACAUUAUUAUGCACGUUUUUUAUGUACUGAACAGGAAUCUGCUGAAAAUGAUGGUGAUCCAUUGAAGAGGACGGGUUCAUAUAUAAGUGAAGAUUUAUUAAUUAUUAGAAAAGAACUUCAAGAUAUUUUAUGGGAGCAAAAUGAAAAUUCAGACAUUUGUUUACAGUAUCUUUUGGCUGUUGUUAAUAUUAGAUUAAAACACUUAGAACAAGCAAGAGAUGGUCUUAAUAAUAUUAUUAAAAGAGAACCACGGUUUUGGCCUGCAUACAAAGUAUUAUCUGGAAUAAUUGACGAUUUACAAACAUUGAAAAAAGUUAUAUCACCACAUCCAGAUAAAAAUUCAUGGAUGCUUCAUUUAUUUACAGCUGAAACUUGUAUAGCUUUGCAUCAAUAUGACAUCUCAGCUGAUAUUUUAACAGAAAUGAAAAAUUUAGGUUUAUCAGAAGUUAAUUAUAUUGAUACAAAAUUGGCACAUUCAAUGUAUGAAAGACAAUCUCAUGUUUCAGCAGUACAAUUAUUUGAUGAUGUAUUAAAAAGAGAUCCACAUAGAAUUGAAGAAAUGAAUUAUUAUGCUGAUGCUUUGUAUGUACGAGGUGAAAAAGCUUUAUUGUCAAAAUUAGCACAGUCAUUCAAUAAAACUCAUAAAUAUAAUUAUAUCACUUGUAUGAUUCUUGCUAAUUAUUAUUCAUUGAGUGGAGAUUCAGAUAAAGCAAUUACUUUUUUAAAUCGUGCAUAUCGGUUAAAUCCAUGUGAUGCUAAUAUAUGGAUACUUCUUGGGCAUGAAAUGAUGACACAAAGAAACCAAAGUGGUGCAUUAGCUGUUUAUAGAAAAGCAAUUGAAAUAGACAGUAAAAACUAUAAAACUUGGUAUGGAUUAGGACAACUUCAUGAUAUAAUGAAACAACCAAUGAACGCUUUAUAUCAUUAUAGAAAUGCUUAUCGAAUUAAUAAUUCAGAUUCAAGGAUUCUUGUGGCAAUGGGUUGUUGUUUUACAAAAUUAAAAUAUUUAAAAGAUGCUGAAAAUUAUUACAUUAAGGCUUUUAUUCUAGGAGAUGUAGAAGGCACAUCACUUAUUUAUCUUGCAAAACUUUUAAUUGAUCAAGAUAGGAAAGAUGAUGCAGCUGAUGUUUAUAGAAAAUAUCUUGAUACAUUUAGUUCAAAAUUAGUUGCUGAUUCUAACAAACAUUUAAUAUGUAUUAAAUAUCUUGCCGAAUACUGUUGCAAUAAUGAUCUUAUAGAAGAAGGUAAAUUAUAUGUUGAUCAAUGUCUAGAACAUCCAAGCACGCGAGAACUUGGUCUUGCUUUAAGGAAAAAACUUGAUGAAGGAAAAGGUGAACCUUCAUUAAAUCAAGAAAAACAUGAAACAUCUUAUGAUAUUUUGUCUGAUCUUAAAAAUACUCUUUGUGGUGACGAUAUGGACGUUGACGCUGAUACCGAAUUUUCUGAUGACAACGAUACUACAAAUGACAACAGUUCGGAAUAA